UCACCAAGGCAUGAAAGACAUAUUUGGUUGGCGCCAUUUUGUAUAUUUUGUAGUGGAUGUAGUUCACUGAUUUCAGCUGGAAUUUUGUCAUAUUUCUCCAUUAUGGCUGUGGAAGGUGGUUACCUAACUGAACUUCUAACCGAAAAGGACAACUUAGAUCCAUCCUUCGUACAUUCAAUGCGCUUGUUAACCGAAGAAAUCAAUAAAGUACAAACUGGGGGAGCACUACCAGCAGUGCAAGCAUUAAAAAAACCCAAAAUUGAGAAAACAACCAAUGGAAAUACUUUAUCACCUGUGUCAGAGAAUGUACCUCCCAGCAGCCAAGUACCUGCAGCUGAAAGCCCAGAGGUGCCAGUGGCUACCAGACCUCCCCCUCAGACGCAUCACUUCCGUAGACCUGCAGAUGUCUUUGACAGUAAGCUUUAUCAGCCCACUAAAUUGAUGGAAAAGGUCUUUAUUCCAGUAAAAGAAUACCCCAAGUUUAACUUUGUUGGAAAGUUGCUUGGUCCAAGAGGUAACACCUUUAAGCGUCUUCAAGCUAGUACUGGCACCAAGAUGUCAAUUCUGGGCAAAGGUUCUAUGAGAGAUAAGGAAAAGGAGGAAGAGCUGAGAAGUUCUGGUGAUGCAAAAUAUGCACACCUUGAUGAAGAUCUCCAUGUGCUUAUUGAAGUUGAAGCCCCCCCAGGCCAAGCUCAUGCCAGAUUAGGCCUAGCGAUUGAGGAGAUCAAGAAAUUUUUGGUACCUGAAAAUAACGAUGAAAUCCAUCAGGAACAGAUGAGAGAAAUGGCAAUACUUAAUGGCAUGGAGGAACCGGUUCCUGCUGCUGCUCCAGUUGCAGUUCCUGCACCUGUUCCUAGGGGACGCCCUCACCCCAGAGGAGUUCCACAUCACUUACACCACCCAGCUCAUCAUGGACGAGGAACCCCAGUUCCACGUACAACUGCCAUUGCAAGACCUAGAGGACCCGCUGUAGGACACGUGACUGUAUCAGCAGCACGCUCUGCUGCUGGACUAGGUCCGUCAUCACCAACCGUAGCUCAUGCUGCACCAAGAGCAGCCGCAGUCCCAGGGGAUCCAUAUGGAGCAGUGCACACACUUCCUGCAUCGGUUGGGGUACAACUGCUGACUACUGGAGAACAAGUGAUUGGCUAUGAGUCUUAUGAGCCAAGCUAUGAAUUUGAAGCAGCCUACCCGGAACAUGGUGAAGCAGUAUACUAUGAAUAUGGCCAGCCAGGAGAGGUUUUUGAUGCAACUUUUGCAGCUCCAACAAGAGUUCCUGCAAACUCAUCUGCAACUUUCAAGGCUCCACCAGCUCGUACUGUGAAGAAAAUUGUUCGUGAAGCAACAUACCCUUAUUGAAGCAGUUAACAAAUUAUAAUUAUUUUCUAUAGCUUCUGAUUUGAAAAGUGAAGCUUGCUGAUAGUGUUUUGAUAAAUUUCUCAGAAACCAUUAUGUAUGUUCACCACUUUUCUUUUUACAAGGAACUGGUGUUCAGGAUUUCACGUUCUUUCAGUGCAGAUAGUUUCAUAAGUUUGUUGCUAACUGUUGUAAAUCAUGUUAACUUUUCCCUAAGAUUAAUAGGAUAGAAUUUUGUAUGGAGCCUUCAGAUCACUCAAAUGGCCAUAAAUUUGAAAGCAUACAAUCAGUAUUCCAAACAUUAAAAACACUAAAAACAAUCCAAAAAAAACCUCUAGCUAAAGACUAACCAAGCAACAAUUUUGGUGUAGUUACCCAAAGUUGUCAUAAUGUUCCAAAUUUGUUUAUUAUUGAAAUCUAAUCAGAACAUGAAUGCAUUCUAGUAAUACUCAUGGUAAAUUUUCCCCAUAAACUUAAAGCUAGAGGCAAACGUAUAACUAAAUUUUUGUCAGCAACAUGCCCCUAAAUUUCAGACUUUCAAUUUCAGGGAUGUAUUUGUAAUGAUUAAAUGGUAUUAAACAUGUGCAUUACAGGGAUGAGUCUACAAACAUCCAAAACUGCAAAGCAUUGUUAACCACUUUAAAGGGUUAAAUAUGAUGUGGCUUAAUCUUUCUACCAUGUAUGUUAAAUCUAAACAGUUUAAUCUAUCUGUCAUUGAUGAACUCAAUAAAGUGAUAAACGUUGCUAAACAGUUUGUUUUUUUUUUUUUUAGUUUAGUUGUCCAUAACAGCCAAAAGUGACUAAAUUGACACUUAGAGUAUUGUUGUAAGUGUAAAGAUCAAAACUUAAUUAUGAACUUAACAGUGUUCUCACAACUUCUCUUAAACAAAAACAAGAAGCUCAUGUCCCUCAUCUAAACAUUCCCAAAACAUAUCUAAAGUUCCGCAAUAAAUACAUUUUUGAUGUGAUGAAUUGCUGUAAACUUUUAACUUUCAUAAUAGAGAAAUUUCAAUGUGAUAUAAAUAGUUUUGAAUAUGUGUUUUUGAGAGUUUUAUCUUAAUUAUUAUUUUUUUAACAUUCAGAUGUUUGUAUUUUUUUGGUUGUUGUUGUAAUUUUGAGAUCAGUUUGCUUUCUCUUCUUUUCAUCUAACCUCUUCACUGAUGCGUGGUUUCUUCCUUAAAGAUUUUCUAAAAUAAUUUAAUGUUGGGUUCCUAAAUUCUAACCCUGCAGUAGAACAUUCAUGAAUUGACAAUGUAUCUAAUGAAGGCAUCCAUUUAAAUGGAAUAUUUUUUGAUGAAAUAUCCACACCGAAAAAGUUUGAUAACUGUAUUUUCACAUAAAUGAUGCUUUUACAGCUAUUUUUUUUACAUACAGCAAAUUGCAUAUGUUUUGUAACUGCUUUCUAUAUAAUGUGUGUCCACAAAAAAUCUGCUUUUGAAGAUAGGUUUUCUAUUUCAUUUUCUUGUAUCUAUCAAUAAAAUGUUGGUUUUGUAGUCAACUGAACUGGCUAAUGCCUUGUGUUAAACUUUGUCUGUGUACAUUUGUUAUUUGAAAUCAUUCUGGGUAGCAAUGUUAAAAGUAUGUGAUUGUUUGAAUACUCUUCCUUCCUUCCUUGGGACAGAACAUUUUUGUUAUGUUUCAACAUUUGUUUCUUCAUGUAGUUGGAUGUUGGUCUGUUUCCAUGCAGGUGGUAGUAGAAGCAAGAAUUAAACUGUAAAAUAAAGACAAACAAGCCAGUCAUUUGUUUGAUUGACCAUGGUCAUGUACUUUACAUUGACUGUUGUUUUCCAACUUUUCAUCAAUAACCAGAUGUUGUUCAUUUGGUAUCAUGAUACCAUCAAUUUUACCUGGUAAAUGAUUUUUCUUAAAAGUGUCUAAGCAGAAGACCUUAGUGUUCAUCUUUGCUCUUGGAAUUCACACCUUAAUUCAAUCCAAGAGGAGUAAAAACAGUAAUCUGUAAGAAACCAUUGACUUAAUACUUAAUUUGUAUAGUUUUUAUAGCUCCUAAUUACCAGGCAAAAAACAAACAAACAAAAAUCCAUGUAAACGAGCAGCACUACUUAAAAACUUCACAGUAAUUCGAAGAAAUCAAGAUAAAUAUGGACUCAACAGUAAGCUUUUGAGAAUGCAAUGAUGCUCGAAGAAGACUUCAUUGAUGCUGGGUAAUAAUCUGAAAGUGAAACGUAGGAAAGUGAUUUUUCAGUGAUGAAUUUGGAUCAUUUCCAAAGUGAUACGAAUAAAGCCCCCCCGAAGACGACCUGAUAAAUGGAUCAAUUCAUGGAUUUUUAG
Pocillopora verrucosa is the source of this 3645-nucleotide messenger RNA. NCBI's taxonomy places the organism in Eukaryota, Metazoa, Cnidaria, Anthozoa, Scleractinia, Pocilloporidae. The record is from RefSeq and is a predicted model, not a curated record.